UUUUUCCAGGGGGGCAUUUGUUACUGUUACACCGGCGCCCGGGAGAUUGAUUGGUUCCAAGAGUCGAGCAUAGAGGGCACUCGACAGAGUAAUGGACUUUUUGCAGUUUUUCUCAAUUGUUGUCGCUUUAUUGGCCGUUCUUCUGGCAUCUGUUAUUGUAUAUCUUGAAUUGACUCCUUCUGUUAACGAAAAAACUAAUCUCCUAAUGGCGGCGGCCGCAUCAGAUGAGAACAACGUUGAAAGUUUCAAGGGGAAGAACAUGUCUGCGUUUAUUGUUGGCUACACUGGAGAAACGGGCAAAGUCCUCGUUAGGGAAUGUCUCCAGAGGAAUAUCUUCAAAAAGCUGGUUCUCAUUGGACGCAGGGAGGUAAAAUAUAAUGAAGACAUUUACAAGGAUGUGGAGCAAAGAAUUGUUGACUUCGAGAACCUUGGUGAUUAUAGUGAAGCUUUCAAAGAUAUCCAUGUGGGCUUUGUUACUCUUGGAACAACUCGUGGCAAAGCUGGAGUUGAGGGCUUCAAGCGAGUGGACUAUGACUAUGUAGUGAAGACUGCUGAACUUGCGAAACAGGGAGGAUGCCAACAUUUCAACCUUUUAUCAUCUCAGGGGGCUAACAAGAAUAGCUUCCUCCUUUAUCAAAUGGUGAAGGGCGAGGCUGAAGAGACCGUAUCUCAGAUGAUGUUUAAACGCUUAACGAUAUACCGGCCAGGACUGUUACUCUGUGAUCGGGAGGAACAUAGAACAGGCGAGAAGAUAUUCAACUUCUUACUGAAGCCUGUUGCCAAAUGUGCUCCAACCGUGAUGACUGUCCCAACCACCACCGUUGCUAAGGCGAUGGUGAAUGCUGUGGUUGCCGAGUCGUCACAACCGAUACAGAUUCUGGAGAACAAGGAUAUUCAUCAGCUGGCAGGCAAUGCAAAGAAAUAACAUGUACUUGUCGAAUGAAAACUAAUACCAGGUGAUACAAAAUAGACUAUAUAUAUUUGACAUGUUGAUUGUCAUUCAAAAGACAGUGUAGGCCAUGCAUGCAAGCUCCCUCAAGUUGUACAUGUAUAGCAGAGUAUGAUGAUGAGUCAGGAACAUAGAACUAGGAAGAAUUGUUUUGGUCUCUAGUUGUGUGUGACCCAGAUACGCCUUGAUUAUUGUAUAAUUGUUUCAAAUGCCAGAUAAGCUGAACAAUUCCAUCAUGAAGUGGAUCAUGAUUCAAAAAUCACAUGCCAUGCAAAAGGUUGUGGCAGAUUUUUAAUUGCAAACUUACUUGUAAAUGCUAUGCACCAUUGCUUAUGCUGUAGAACACAUUGUAUUACAUGUACAGUAUUUUUACAUGAGUUGAUUUAUAAUGAGAUUCAGCUAAUAAUCCUUCCACAUUGCAUUGUUUCUGAUGACCCAUUUUACCAUGGUAUGACCAGUAAAUUAAUACAUGUAGCAGACAUCAUCAGUGUCUCCUGAUGAUUUUUACUAAUGAAUAAGUGUUUGAUGCCUAAUGGUGUUUAAAAUCUGAUGUCUUAGAUGUAUAAAAUGAGUGACAGUCAUUGAUACCACCAACAUCAUCAAGGACACAUUGGUUUUUCAAUGCAAGAGGAAAGCAGUUCACUUUGUUUUUUAUGCCAGACUUGUAUGAAAAAGUGGUGGUAUCUUGGUGUAAUACGUAGAUGUUAGACCAGACAGUGUAUUUCUGGCAUCUCCUUAUGCGUGCAUUUUGACUGCAGGGGGAAGUCAUCUUCUUCUGUUUCCAUGAAUGACCAGUGUUUCCUAUGAUCUCUUUUGUUGACUACAAUGAUGUGGUUCAGUAUUUCUUCAAUGAGUGUAAAUGCUAAUUUAUUUUUAGACAUUAGGGGCCAAAUUCAUGAAGGCCGUUUAGCUUAAAACAGCGUUUAACUACUGAAUAGACAGAUUCAGGUCCAUCAUGUAAAUCUUCACAGAAUAUGAAUAGGCCCUGAAACUAAUUAGGGAGAAGUUACACACGUCUAACCAUUAAACGCCCUUUAUGAAUUUGGGCCUAGGUGUCCUGAUUUAGGGAGAAAUUAGCUUUUUUUGUGCAAUGUUAUGAGGGUGCUCUUCUGAAAGAGGUGUUUGCUGAGGGAGGUUUUGACUGUCUUGAGGACAUGCCUGGUGUGUAAAUCACGAGAUAUUUCAUGCACAUAAAAUGUUGUAUUAUGCCAUUUGUAGGAUAUUUUCAAUUUUUGUACAGAGGUCGAAUCGAGACUGUUUUUUUUGUGAUUUUUCAAAGUUUAGGGGCUGUUUCAGGUAUGAAUAUGUUGUGUACAUGAAGGUCAUAGCUGUGUUUUGGUAGAGACAUUGUUAUAUAAAUGAAUAAAUUCAUGAUGACA
Messenger RNA from Lineus longissimus, 2328 nucleotides. Its product is annotated as oxidoreductase HTATIP2-like. Gene Ontology annotation, biological process: import into nucleus. The coding region runs from base 92 to 925 and encodes 277 amino acids. Gene Ontology annotation, cellular component: cytoplasm. The transcript has 6 exons. The record is from RefSeq and is a predicted model, not a curated record. NCBI's taxonomy places the organism in Eukaryota, Metazoa, Nemertea, Pilidiophora, Heteronemertea, Lineidae.